GGCCCGCCUCUUACGGAAGCCGAGGCGGACGGUCGGAUCCGGAAGAAAAACAAUCGCGCGCGAGAGAGGUGUCCAGACCUGGUGUCUGAGACUUGCCGCCCGGAGGCUGCCCCGGCCGGGACCAGCUGGGGCGGCGAGACGCGAGCCUGCCCGACCACCGCGUGGGGACGAUGGCGGCCGUGAACUUGCGGAAGCCGACUGGGCUGAAAGGCAGGAAGCUCAGCAUACAUGUCGUGACAUGGAACGUGGCCUCGGCAGCACCCCCUCUAGAUCUCAAUGACCUGCUUCAGCUGAACAACGAGGACUUGAAUCUGGACAUAUAUGUCAUUGGUUUGCAGGAAAUGAACUCUGGGAUCAUAAACCGCCUUUCUGAUGCUGCCUUUGAAGACCCAUGGAGCAGUUUCUUCAUGGAUGUGCUUUCCCCUCUAAACCUCGUCAAGGUCUCCCAUGUCCGCAUGCAGGGGAUCCUCUUACUGGUCUUUGCCAAGUAUCUGCAUUUGCCCUAUAUCCAGAUUCUCUUCACAAACUCUACCCCCACAGGUCUCUUCGGGUACUGGGGGAACAAAGGAGGAGUCAACAUCUGCCUGAAAGUUUAUGGCUACUAUGUCAGCAUUAUCAACUGCCACCUGCCUCCCCACAUAUCCAACAAUGACCAGCGGCUGGAGCAUUUUGACCGGAUCCUGGAGAUGCAGAAUUUUGAGAGACAGGAUAUCCCCAACAUCCUGGACCAUGACCUUAUUCUCUGGUUUGGAGACAUGAACUUUCGGAUCGAGGACUUUGGGUUGCACUUUGUUCGAGAAUCCAUAAAAAAUCAGUGCUACAGUCACCUGUGGGAGAAGGAUCAGCUCAGCAUUGCCAAGAAACACGACCCGCUGCUCCGGGAGUUCCAGGAGGGCCCCCUGCUCUUCCCGCCCACCUACAAGUUCGAUAGGAACUCCAGUGACUAUGACACCAGUGAGAAACGGCGCAAGCCUGCCUGGACCGACCGCAUCCUGUGGAGGCUGAAGCGGCAGUCCCAGGCCGGCCCACAUGCCCCCAGACUGCCAGCCCCCUACUUCUCGCUGUCUCUGAGGAGCUACGUCAGCCACAUGGUAUACAGCAUCAGUGACCAUAAGCCUGUCACCGGCACCUUUGACUUGGAGCUGAAGCCAUUGGUAUCUGCCCCACUAAUCACCCUGAUGCCCGAAGAGAGCCUGUGGACCAUGGAGAACAACAUGGUGGUCAGCUACUGCUCAGACCCUGGCUUCCCCAGCAGCCCCUGGGACUGGAUUGGACUGUACAAGGUGGGGAUGCGGCACGUUAAUGACUAUGUGUCCUAUGUCUGGGUAGGGGACAACCAGAUAUCCUUCAGUGACAACCUGAACCAGGUAUACAUGGACAUCAGCACCAUCCCUAAGACUGCAGAUCAGUGUCUCCUCUGUUAUUUCAGCAACAAUCUGAAUUCCAUCGUGGGCAUAAGCAAACCCUUCCAGAUCCCACCUCGCUUCUUUUUGAGGGAGGACCCACUGGGUGAAUCCCAACCACAGUUCUGAGCCGGCAUGGGAGUGGAUCCAGGGCGGAGGCCAGAGCUAGAAGCCAGCUCUCCCUUACCGCUGCCAGGAGUGCUGGGGGCCCAGCCCAGCCCCCCGAGGGGACAUAACAAGUGUGCUCUACAUACCCACCACCUUCGAGCUCUAGCCAGCCUCCUUCGCUCUCUCCAGUACAGAUCUCUAGAACUGGCCGCUUAAAUACAGGCUUUUGUUGCUGAGAUGUGAGUAAAACAAGGUAGUUUGUCAACAGUGAAGACUUGGGGACAAUGCACCAGAUGUGGGAAGGACCCUCCAGCCUGCAUCUCAUUGCUUGAUUUUCCCCCCUACACACUUCUAGUCGUGCCAGGCACAUGCCCCAUCUGGCACAGGCCUGCAUUCUUGUCAUGCCAUCCUGGGUCUCAGGCUGCCUGGGAGGGAGGGAUGCUCACAUUUGUACAGGCUCUAUAGACUGGUUGGCGCAAGCAGCAUUGGGUUCCAGGAGUCUUGGCAUCUCAUAGCCUGUCCCCAUGAGAGAUGGACAGAGAGUCUGGGAUCCCUGCUUUCAGCAGAAACAGUGUGACUAAGCGGGUAGGAUGGAGGGGCCCCUCUAGCCAGGCUGUUAGGUAGUAGUGUGAACAGGGUCCUUCUGCUGACACAACCUUCUCCACUAGCCCCUGCGUGGAGUCCAACCAAGGAAGUUCCAGGGCCUGAACAGAGAGAAUUGGAAAGGACCCAGGUUAGCUUCUGCCCUCUUAAGAAGGGUUGACAGGUGGUGCAGGAGCUUCAGCCACAGACUUUUCUAGGGUGGGCCUUGCCAGAUCAAGCUCUUCUCUCCACCCUUGUCAGGACUUUGGCCAGUAACUGCUCCUCUCUCUGCACCCCCGCCCCCCCAGGACCUAGAAAUGGGGGCAGGCAAAGGGAGAGCUGGAUCGAGAUAUUUUGGAGGAUCUGGCCCUGGGGGUCUUCCGAGAGCAUUCUCCAGGUGCUGUGUGGACAUGGCUUGUCCCCACUCCCACCACUGGCCUCCUGCCAGUGGUGACUCAAUGGCCCUUCUCAGGAGAAGCCACGUCAGGGAGCCUGCUCAGUGAUGGUCCUGCCAUCCUAUGACCUGAGAUUGAGGAUCACUCCAGUUGCUGUGCGUUCCAUACUGCACCCAGGGAGCCAUGUGUAUCAAGAACUGUCCCCUGGCUUCUGGCAGGCCAUGGCUAUCUAUGUUCUGUGUCUAUUACACUGGGGAGUAAUAAGAAACAUGGCUUUUA
Molecule: messenger RNA, 2767 nt
Organism: Lemur catta (Ring-tailed lemur)
Lineage: Eukaryota; Metazoa; Chordata; Mammalia; Primates; Lemuridae
Gene: INPP5K
Product: inositol polyphosphate-5-phosphatase K
Exons: 12
Coding region: 171-1532 (453 amino acids)
Biological process (GO): negative regulation of glycogen biosynthetic process; phosphatidylinositol dephosphorylation; negative regulation of peptidyl-serine phosphorylation
Cellular component (GO): plasma membrane; cytoplasm; endoplasmic reticulum
Molecular function (GO): phosphatidylinositol-4,5-bisphosphate 5-phosphatase activity; inositol bisphosphate phosphatase activity; phosphatidylinositol-3,4,5-trisphosphate 5-phosphatase activity
Source: RefSeq, a predicted model, not a curated record